AUGACGUUUGCUUUGCAAGACAUAGAUCCAUCUCUUCACUCCCAAAGUUAUGAGAAAGAAGCACUUAAAGGGUCCUUAAGGUUCAUUCACUGGACAGGCCUUGGUACCACAGAUUAUCCCGAUUAUCCAGACUAUUCAAACUAUGAUUCUCUAAUCAUGCAACCUUGCUCUAAGCUGGGAGUCAGGAACUUCACAAAAGCAUUUCUGCCAGUUGCAUAUUCAUUGAUUUGUAUCAUUGGCCUCGUUGGUAACAUCUUCGUAGUGAUGACCUUUGCUUUAUAUGAAAGAACCAAGUCCAUGACGGAUGUGUACCUCUUCAACAUGGCCAUAGCAGACAUACUGUUUGUUCUCACUCUUCCACUGUGGGCAGUGAAUUAUGCUGCUAAUGAAUGGAUUUUUGGUGAUUUAAUUUGCAAAAUUGCUCGAGGUAUCUAUGCAAUCAACUUCAGCUGUGGCAUGCUGCUUUUGGCCUUUAUCAGCGUGGACCGGUACAUUGCUAUCGUACAGGCUACAAAGUCAUUUAAACUCAGGGCAAGAACACUUGCAUAUAGUAAACUCAUUUGUUUGGCUGUGUGGGUAUCAUCAAUUUUAGUCUCUAGUUCCUCUUUUAUUUACAGUGAAAGUUACACCUUCUCCAUCAAUGAAACCAAAGAGAUUUGUGAUCACAGAUUUGACAAAAAGUCUGAAAGCAAAAUGCUGAAAUCAUUGCUGUUGUGGUUACAAGUUGGAUUUGGAUUUUUUAUACCUUUCAUAUUCAUGUUUUUUUGCUACACCUUCAUUGUCAAAUCCUUGCAACAAUCUCAGAAUUCCAAAAGAAACAAAGCAAUCCGUGUGAUCAUAUUAAUUGUAGCUGUUUUUCUAGUUUGCCAGGUACCUUAUAACAUUAUUCUUCUUGUGACAGCUGUAAACAUGGGGAAGAUAGACAAAUCUUGUGAAAAUGACAACAUAUUGGCUUAUGCAAAAUACACCACUGAAGCCAUAGCAUUUUUACACUGUUGUGUGAACCCUGUGCUCUACGCAUUUAUUGGAGUGAAGUUCAGAAGUUAUUUUGUGAAGCUAAUGAAGAACCUAUGGUGCAAGAGGUAUAAGAAAUACAAUAAACGUAGUUCAAAGACAAGCUCUGAUACUUAUCAUUCAAGACAGACUAGUGAAAUUCUGACUGACACUGGAUCUUCUUUUACGAUAUAA
Molecule: messenger RNA, 1188 nt
Organism: Corapipo altera (White-ruffed manakin)
Lineage: Eukaryota; Metazoa; Chordata; Aves; Passeriformes; Pipridae
Gene: CCR6
Product: C-C motif chemokine receptor 6
Exons: 2
Coding region: 1-1188 (395 amino acids)
Biological process (GO): positive regulation of dendritic cell chemotaxis; chemotaxis; thymocyte migration
Cellular component (GO): membrane
Molecular function (GO): chemokine receptor activity
Source: RefSeq, a predicted model, not a curated record